This is a messenger RNA of Cryptosporidium muris RN66, 948 nucleotides long. RefSeq lists its product as uncharacterized. The transcript has a single exon. The coding region runs from base 1 to 948 and encodes 315 amino acids. The record is from RefSeq and is a predicted model, not a curated record. Lineage: Eukaryota; Apicomplexa; Conoidasida; Eucoccidiorida; Cryptosporidiidae. Gene Ontology annotation, molecular function: RNA binding.
AUGGUUCACGAAUAUAUUGGAAGUAAGAUCACAAUAAUAUCUCGAAAUGAGAAUAGAUAUGAAGGUAUUCUACACUCUAUAGAUGUUGAUGAGUCUACAAUUACUUUAAAGGAUGUACGCCAUUUUGGUACUGAAGGACGAUGUUUACCUGAAAUACCUCCAACACCAACAAUUUUUGAAAUGAUUGUUUUUAGAGGUAGUGAUAUUACAGAUUUAGCUGUAUGUCAAACAAAUACGAACUUUCCUCAAGAUUCAGCAAUAAUAUCAGUUAGUGUGAAUGAAAAACCUAAAUCUCCUUGUAAUAGACCAACUACAGAUAUUAAUCAACAUACCCAAACAAACUUACAUUUAAUUGAUCCUCCAACCUUAAAUAAUGUUGUGGAAAAAUCAGUUCAAUCAGUAGGGGUACCAGUACAAAAUAUAACUAGUUCUAAUUCAAGAAGACAACCAAAAGAACAAAAAGAUAAUAAUAGAAACCGCAAUAGGGGAUCAAAUAGAAAUUAUCAUACUAAUAAUCACCAUCAUACAACAAAUAAUCAACGUUCAUUUGUAGUGGGUGAAUUAAAACCACGUGUUAAUCAAACAUUAAAAGCUGAACUUGAUACUGAAUUUAAUUUUUCAGAACAAAAUAAGAAAUUUGAUAAAUCACAACCACCUCAAAUUCAAACUGAACAAAAUAAUGUAUCUAAUCAAUCUUUACCUGUAGGUGGUUAUAGUAAGACUAGUGGGUUUUUUGACAGUAUUUCAUGUGAGACAUUAGAUCCAGAAAGAACUAAGAAGAAAAGUGGCCAAAUUGAUGCUCAACAAAGAGCAUUAAGAGAGAAACAAAAACAAAUUGAUAAGGAGACAUUUGGUGCAUCUGCAUUAAGACCACAUGGUCCAUCUUAUCAAAGAGGUAUGAGGCGUUCAAAUAGGGGGAGAUCUAAUAAACAAGAGCAUGGAUCUUAA